AUGAUUUCUUAUUGGUUUACUAUCCUAUUCCCGUUAUCAGUAUUCGGACAAUGGGGUACCCCACCACCAGUUGUCACCAAUGAGCAAUGUCAGGCGGAGUUUGAUAAGAUUGUGGGAUGUUUUAGGCCCCCUGUUCAAUUCAGCCAAAUCGACGAUAUCCCAUUUCUCGAUCAAGCCAAAGAUCAAGAAUUCGUUCGAGAGAUCACUCAUGUCCUCGACUGUUCUGGAUUUUUGAACUGCAACAGCUCCAGAAUCCUCCAAUCUUAUCUCUUCAAUCAACGAUGGAUUACUGAUCAUUACUAUGAGAAACUGUCGCAUUGUUUGACACCAGAAGGAUUUUAUAAAAUUCAAUCAGUAUGCAAUAAAGUGAGCGACAGGGAUUGUAAUGGACUAAUUUCAAAUUUGAAAUGUCUUUCCACAAAUCUGAAGCAACAACCAAACUGUGAGCCGAAGGAUGUUCAGCCUUUUAGACGUUGGAUCUUUGCAUAUCGGGCUAAAUGUUUGAUGGAACAUCAAUUUGUAUUGGAAAUCAAAAAUUAUGAAAUUAACGCUGGCUGA
This is a messenger RNA of Caenorhabditis remanei, 558 nucleotides long. RefSeq lists its product as uncharacterized. The record is from RefSeq and is a predicted model, not a curated record. The transcript has 2 exons. Bases 1 to 558 code for a protein of 185 amino acids. Lineage: Eukaryota; Metazoa; Nematoda; Chromadorea; Rhabditida; Rhabditidae.